This is a messenger RNA of Hippocampus zosterae (dwarf seahorse), 4876 nucleotides long. It is a transcript of the gene ppp2r5a, whose product is annotated as protein phosphatase 2, regulatory subunit B', alpha isoform. Gene Ontology annotation, molecular function: protein phosphatase activator activity. Gene Ontology annotation, biological process: protein dephosphorylation; signal transduction. Gene Ontology annotation, cellular component: nucleus; cytosol; protein phosphatase type 2A complex. The coding region runs from base 315 to 1766 and encodes 483 amino acids. The transcript has 14 exons. NCBI's taxonomy places the organism in Eukaryota, Metazoa, Chordata, Actinopteri, Syngnathiformes, Syngnathidae. The record is from RefSeq and is a predicted model, not a curated record.
AACCGUCAGGCGAUGCAGUCUACCGAACUGUACUGUAGGUCGAAACACAACGACGUAGCAGUGGUGCUGUGGUUGUUUAUGGCUGCCGACUCGCUGCAGACGUUCGGAAAUUUGAAACAUAGAAGAAAAUAUUCGCAUUAGCGGGAGGUGCCGAUUGGAGGCGAGCGUCAAGUUGCGCAGGUUGCUCCACAUUUUUGUGCGGAUGCGAACGCUCGGGGAGGGGGGAAGGAAACAUACCGAGGAGAAGACCUUGUUUUUGCGAAUCUGACUGACGAGGAGCGCGACGGCGGAUCGUCCUCGACUCCCGCAUCAAAAUGUCGGCCAUCUCUGCAGCCGAAAAAGUGGACGGAUUUACGAGAAAGUCGGUGAGGAAGGCCCAGAAACAGAGAAAAUCUCCCAGCUCGUCUCAGUACAGGACUCAGAUCGCCCCGGUGGAGCUUUCGUCGCUGCCUCAGCUCAAAGACGCUCCCUCCACUGAGCAGCAGGAACUUUUCACCCAGAAACUCCAGCAGUGCUGCAUGCUCUUUGACUUCCUGGAUUCUGUGACAGACCUGAAGAACAAGGAGAUCAAGAGGGCCACACUGAAUGAGCUGGUGGACUAUGUGUCCACCAACAGAGGCGUGCUUGUUGAAUCUGCGUACCCUGAGAUCACCACGAUGAUCAGCACAAAUAUAUUCCGUACACUUGCUCCUAGUGACAACCCAGAUUUUGACCCAGAAGAGGAUGAGCCCACUCUUGAAGCUUCAUGGCCGCAUAUCCAACUCGUCUACGAGUUUCUACUCCGUUUCCUUGAGAACCCAGAUUUCCAACCCAGUAUUGCCAAACGCUACAUUGAUCAGAAGUUUGUACUCCAGCUUCUAGAACUGUUUGACAGCGAGGAUCCAAGGGAGAGGGACUUCCUCAAGACCAUCCUGCAUCGGAUUUAUGGAAAGUUCCUCGGGUUACGAGCCUUCAUCAGGAAGCAGAUUAACAACAUCUUCUUGCGGUUCAUCUAUGAGACUGAACAUUUCAACGGAGUUGCCGAGCUCCUAGAAAUUCUGGGAAGUAUCAUCAACGGGUUUGCGCUGCCUUUGAAGGCAGAACACAAACAGUUCCUGAUGAAGGUGCUCAUCCCAUUACACACUGCAAAGGGACUGGCCCUCUUUCAUGCUCAGCUGGCAUAUUGUGUGGUCCAGUUCCUGGAAAAGGAUCCAACACUAACUGAACCGGUGAUCCGAGGAUUGCUGAAGUUUUGGCCCAAGACCUGCAGCCAGAAAGAGGUGAUGUUCCUGGGUGAAAUCGAGGAGAUUUUGGACGUCAUUGAGCCAACGCAGUUCAAGAAAAUCCAGGAGCCAAUGUUUAAACAGAUCUCCAAAUGUGUGGCCAAUCCCCACUUUCAGGUAGCAGAGCGAGCGCUGUACUUUUGGAAUAACGAGUAUAUUCUCAGCCUCAUCGAGGAGAACAUCGACAAGGUCCUCCCCAUCAUGUUCUGUAGCCUGUACAGAAUCUCCAAAGAGCAUUGGAAUCCAACUAUCGUAGCUCUGGUCUACAAUGUGCUGAAGACGCUGAUGGAGAUGAAUUGUACACUCUUUGAUGAGUUGACCUCUUCCUAUAAAUCAGACCGGCAAAGGGAGAAGAAGAAGGAGCAGGAGCGUGACGAGCUGUGGAGGAAGCUGGACGAGCUGAAGCUCAGCAACAGCACACUAGAACAGAACAACAGCCACAAGCUCCUAAGUGUCCAAAACAACAACAAGAAUAGCAAUAAUAAUAACCGGGGCAGCCAGUGAGAGCAACCCACGUGGCAACUGACACCGGUCGUCAGCUUUUCACACUUGUUGUCUUGAAUGGACUGACGUCGUCUCAAGGACUGUCGGGAAGGGAUGAACAAAGAUUGGGGCGGAGGGGGGCGCCGGCGGUGACGACACCUCCGCAUUUUUAUAAAACAUCGAUGAGUGACUUUAAAUGCCUCACAGAAAAGAUUUGAUGUUACCGACAGUAUAUUGUUGAUUUGUCCACUCUUGUUGUAUUCGGUGUACAUGUCCAGCGGUUGGAGGAGAGAGGGAGGGGGGCACCGGGGGAUCAUGACUUGAAUUCAGCAAUUCAGAUUGUUUCUGCCACCAGCUGAAUCGCUCAACAAAGAUGUCUAUUUUGUACUGUCGUCGCUGCCAACACUUGUGCGCUGACCCUAGGGCUGCGGGAAGUGCAUUGUGGGAGUUAAGAGGCAGCCGGGACCACACCCGCUCUGAGACAUGCUGAAAUGUACACAAAAAGAGCCUCCAUUCGAAAUCCCAAUGGAACAAUCACGAUGACCAUCCCAAUCGGUUUUGUCUAUGUCUUGGUCUUGCGGAGGGUGUUUCGGAGUGUAAUAUUGUACGUCACAGUUAGUUUUACAUUUCAGGUAAAUAUUUUUUUAUCUGGGCGAAACCAUGUGAGUGGCACAGCAGCGUUUAUUCAGAGUAUUUACACUGAAGUAUUGACACAGGGCUUUCAAUUGGACACUUUUUUGCCUGGGUUAUAGUGGGAGGAAUUGGAUUGACCGUUGCUUGAUUGUGUUGGGGGCAUACUGUGAUGCUGCUGUUGUGUCUUUCGGUUUAUAAAUAUAUAAAUAUACUUCAAAUAGCUGUUAGCUUAGCGUAAAGCCUGGAAACCAAGACAACAUCCACAGUUCAGCCGUUUUAUAUUGGACCAUGCUUAAACAGUCUUCGCCCAUGUAAAUGGUUUCGGGAAAGAAAAACAAGUUUUACUGUUUCCAGUCUUUAUGCAGUGAUGCUCAGCAUACAACUGUAGGAUGUAUUUUCGUCAUGUCUAACUACAGGCAGGGAAGUAAAGUUGCUGUUGUUAUUUUUUUUUUUAAUUACUUUGAAUUAUUUCUGUAAAAUAAUAGAAGCGAAAGUAAGACAUACAGUGCUAUAUUUUUCCAAAGUUUAUUUUUGGGGCAGUUCAUUUUGCAAAUGGACUAAGCUGGGAUGCCAAGCAGGCUUGAUUGUUCAGUCUAUUCGUCGAGUGGUUAUAUUUGUAUUAGGGACGCACCGACACCACUUUUUUCGCAGAGCGAAUCGGAAUCUACAAGGACAUACAUUUGAGUACUCGUUGAUAUAAAAUACUUGAUUAUCCCAGUACGUCUUGCAAUUAUGAUGACCUUUUUUUUUUUAAACUAACAUCGUUCCAACACACAAACUCAUUGAAUAUGGCAUCCGUUUAACAAGAUUUUUAAAGAAUAACAACUUGUCAUUACUAAAAUGUUCAAAUCCAACUGUCUGGUUUUCUACCACGUUUUUCAUUUAAAUGUUAACUGUAACACAAGGGCAGGACAACUAAAGUGGCGUUACUUCUCCAUACUUGGGAGUGUAUGACAAGAGUACGGGACAGGUUCUUUGUCGUUUUGGGGGUUUUUUUCUGUGUCAUUCGCAGUAAUCCCGUUUCAGGUGAAUGAGCCAUUUGCAGUUUCACCGUACAGGUCAAAGUCUAAAAAACUUGCCUGACAUAAGCAUAUUCUUCGGGGUGGAUAUGUCACAGCACAUUGCCCGCAGGCCUGGCCUCAUCCGCCGCGGCUUUGUGGUGGGAGCAAAGCUGGCCGUGCUGGAGUCUGGCUCGAGAAACUCAAAAAUUCAACAUCUAUUUUGCAGAGCAUAAUUUGCAGUUGGAUUUCAUGUUUUCUGUGUUUGCCUUGAAGCAUCUCCACACUGCCAGCAUGGCUCCUACCCCACCUACCUGGGAGAUAGAGUAUAUGUCAGGUUGAUAAAGUGGUAUCUGUGUCGUAAUAUUAGAGCAAUGUUAUAAGUCCGAGGAAAAACGUACAGUUUCACCCCCGAUUCUGGUCUUGGUAUCAGUGCGUCCCUAAUUUGUAUGCUAGUUUCGAGGUGACAAAGGACAAUGCCGCUCUAUUUAAAUGGGACCUAUGGACUAUAUGAUGUUGGUUCCGUUUUCAAUGUAGUUUCAAAGUAUUAAUGUACAUGUACAGUGAAAUGACAUAAAGGUCCUACCUGUGAGAUAAACCUUUUUAUUCUAUUGUCAUGUCCAGAUGAUGAUGAUAGUUUAUCAUGUGAUUGACAACUGAGUUUCUUUCUGCCCCCCCCCCCCACACACCUUUUGCAGUCUUAGGAAGGGCCUUAUCCCCCCCCCCCCCCCCCCUCAAAACACAGACGCACUCAUAUAUUAUAUAUAUUCAUUCAUUCAUUUUCCGAACCGCUUGAUCCUCACAUGGGUCGCGGGGGGUGCUGGAGCCUAUCCCAGCUGUCUCCGGGCAGUAAGCGGGGGACACCCUGAAUCGGUUGCCAGCCAAUAGCAGGGCACACAGAGACGAACAACCAACCAUGCUCACACUCACACCUCGGGACAAUUUAGAGUAAUAAGUACUAAAUAUUUUAAGAUGCAAUAGUAACACUGCUGGGAUUGUUCAAACUUCACUGUCAUGCUGUCAUUGCGAAUGAACAGCAAGUGGUCAGAUUUCCUCUCGUCAAGAUGUGUUAUGAAGUAGUGAAACAAGAAAAUAAACACUUGGUUGUUUUGAGAAGUAAACUUUACUACCUGUUCUUCCUCAUGCUCUUACCUCCUCAAGUAGACUUUUUGUUGUGGUUGUCGUUGGGAAGUAAUCAUCAUCUGCUCAUUUAAGAGUCUUAAAUGAUCUAAAUGUGUCUUAAAUUAAGACACAUUUAGAUCAUAGGGAACACGUUAGGGUGCAUUCUUGAAGGGGCUGUCUUCACCUGGCUUUUUCACUUCGAAUGUUUUAUUUCCAGUUUCUCUGAUGCCUUUUUUUUCUUAGUACAGCAUUCCAACGUCUGUGAUGUUUAAACUUACUCAUUUGAGGUGAGAAGGGAUGGAGCCUAUUUUGUAAUCUCAGAUAGGGUUUUCCGAGGUUUCUUCAUUAAAUAAAAUCCACACUAUCUUUCUACUCCAA